CCCUCUCUUCCGCAAGCGCUCUCCACCAUCUUUGGAUAUUCCUUGUCGCAUUUCUUCUGUCCUCCUCCGGAGUUUACAGUACUAUACAACAAUGCCCCCACAACUGUUACCGGCUUCGGCCGCCGCUUUUGCGCCGCGAGCUUCGUCCGUCAACGUUGUCCUCGGCUCUAAAGUCGAGCCUUGGCUAACACAAACCCUAAAGCGCAUCAACAGAGUCAAGAGGCCGUUAAACAGCAUACCGCAACACCAAAGAUGUUUGACCGAGACGCUCUCAUCGCCAAACGCCAUCUGGACUUUGGCGUCGUUGAUGUUACCCAAGGCACCCGAGUCCGACCUGCGCAAGGAUUCUAAUCCGCUAAUAGAGGCUCUCUUCAACUAUCAGCUAAUACACGUCGAGGCUUAUAUUGUUCAUGUCGAUAUGGUAUUGCGGAAUGAAGUCGCUUAUAAGUUGACGCCUGACUCGAUAGAAUCUCUUAUCGAAUAUCACAAGGAUAUCUACUGCGUCAACGCUAAGGCCGAUACUUACGACUGGCCCGAGAAGGAGCAACACGCCAAGAAAUUGCACGAAGACUUCGUCCAGGCUAUUAACAAGUUCGUUUAUAGAACUCAUGUUUCCGCCCUCGAGGGUUUAGAAGAGGAGGGUGCUGGAGAGUUAUUAUGUGGGAAGAGUGAGGAGGUUAAGAAUAACAUUAUGGGAUUGAUAAAUAAACCGCUACUACCGCCACCGCCGAAGAUCGUCGAUGUCGUCCGCCAACCGCCAUUAUUACCCAGUUCACCAGUGGGCGCGAACAUGUGGUCGCAGUCUAUGCAUUCGCCUGCCAUGCCUGCCCCGGUUGAGCCAUGGAGGGUUUUACCCUCCAGUCCCAACUCUACCUCGGUAGAAUCAACCGCACCGAUAUGGGCCAAUAUGUCGUUGCAAGAUAUUCAAGUGACUUCGCCGGGCAUACCGUACAGCCAACCGUACUCCACGGCCGGAAUGUUCUACAGUUCGCCGAUGGUGACGGCUCCGAUUCCGGCGCUGCCGCUUCCCAGCAUGUUAGCGUCGCAGUGCGGUGUGGGUGUUGGAUAUGGCGGUUUCGGUUGGGAUCGAUAUCAAGAGUAUACGACGACCAUAUGACAAUCACCGCCUGCCACGGGGGAUCGCCUGCCAGUGGUAACGACCUCUUAGCAGCGCUCUGACUUCAGAUGGUGAUUUCGGUUCUCGUUUCCUCCAAUUCGAAAAAGACAUCUGCAGCAUAGAUCUCAUCGCGUCCCAGUGCAUCCCGGCGUUUUGCAUCGAUCAGGAACGAACUUCUCGACCGUUUUGGCAUAUAUAAUAAUCUCGGGGUUUCUUUCUUUUUUUUCUCUCUUCAUGUUUGGAUAGCGAGCGUCUGUUUUUAUAGGGUAUACCUCACAUCGUCACA
Messenger RNA from Daldinia vernicosa, 1403 nucleotides. RefSeq lists its product as uncharacterized. The coding region runs from base 92 to 1117 and encodes 341 amino acids. The record is from RefSeq and is a predicted model, not a curated record. Lineage: Eukaryota; Fungi; Ascomycota; Sordariomycetes; Xylariales; Hypoxylaceae. The transcript has a single exon.